Odontomachus brunneus is the source of this 10205-nucleotide messenger RNA. RefSeq names its product protocadherin-like wing polarity protein stan (gene stan). The coding region runs from base 323 to 9829 and encodes 3168 amino acids. Gene Ontology annotation, molecular function: G protein-coupled receptor activity; calcium ion binding. The record is from RefSeq and is a predicted model, not a curated record. Gene Ontology annotation, cellular component: plasma membrane. Gene Ontology annotation, biological process: homophilic cell-cell adhesion; cell surface receptor signaling pathway; G protein-coupled receptor signaling pathway. Lineage: Eukaryota; Metazoa; Arthropoda; Insecta; Hymenoptera; Formicidae. The transcript has 17 exons.
GCGGUGGCGGCGGCAGUCGCGACACCGACGUGAAGCGGUGCAUCGUGCGCGUCGCCGCGCAGCGCGAAUUUUCCGCUCGUAUUUCGCGACGCUUCGGCACGAGUGGGACAGGUGGCACGUAUCGAUUCGCAUUGUGAUAUCGAAGAUCGACGGAAGAUGUGACGGAUCCGACGGCGGCCUUGCUGAAGACGAUGGAUCGUGACGUCAUGAAUCCUUAAGUCCGCGAAAGAUCCACGAGGACAGCAAUGACCAUGGGACACUCGUCGGGAAGAGAACAGCACGGACUGCAGGAUCGCGCGGAUUAACUAUCCGAAGAGAGACCAUGGCGAGGUGGAGAUGGGUUCUGCUGAUCCUGGCCACCGUCUGGACACUAAGCCAUGGAUAUUUGGCGGUGCUGUCGUCCAACACGCCCGCCGGCACCGUUAUCUUCGAGGCCGGGGUGCCGCAGUUGGGUGGCCGUCGCAAGUAUGAGGCGUCCAGCGAGCGCACCGCCUGGUUCGCCAGGAAACUUCUCAAGGUCCAUCCGCACACGGGCCGUGUGACUUUAGCGAAGAGUCUCAACUGCGACGGUCUCCAGUACCCGCGCAUCUUCACCUUCUACGUCGACUCGACGAGCUCGAGGCUCGGUAGACCCACUAUCGACUACUACAGCCUGCCUCUGAGGAUCUUAAUCACCGGAUGUGGCAAUGAGAACCGCGACUUGGCAGCCACUAGAGGCUGGAUGGCGGAGACGUUGGCUUCUUAUGCGAUGCCGAGCACUGACAGGUUCACCGAGGUAUGCCUGCGAACGUCUCAGCUGGUAGCAGCUCUUCGCGACUUCCUGCCUCAAACAGCUCUAAAAGAAUGCGAGACCAGAUGGGGAGGCGUAGCGGAUCCCAGAUUUCUCGUGGAAGGCGCCGCCGGAGACCUGGUUUCCGCCAGCGAACAAUGCCUGGUGGAUCCACUGUGGAAGGUCUCAGUCAGCAUGAACCUGCGUUGCGCCGGAGACUCGCGUCUGACCGACGCCGAGCAUCGCUUGAAGAUCGUGUUCCAUCACCGUCAGCUGGACGACACCGACCUGGGCAGAAGAGUGAGACGAGAACUGAAGAACCAGUCGCCCUAUUUCGAACAACCCCUCUACGUCGCCGCAGUGGAGGAGGAGAAGGAGCCGGGAGUAUACGUGACCUCUGUAAGAGCGAGAGAUCCUGAAAACGGUGCCGUCCGGUACUCCAUGAGUUCGUUGAUAGACGCGAGGUCGCAGGCAUUGUUGGCUCUCGACCCGGUCACCGGAAGAGUGACGACUCGCGCGAGGCUCGACAGAGAGAACGUGGAUGUGCAUUAUUUUCGGGUACUGGCAGUAGACGACUCGUUUCCUCCGCGCACCGGCACGACGACUCUUCAAGUUAACGUGUUAGACGCGAAUGAUCAUGCGCCAAACUUCGAAUGGCCCGAGUACGACGCGUCGGUGCGUGAAGGCGUUCCCGUAGGCUCCACGGUGAUCACGGUCAAGGCCACAGAUCAAGACACCGGUAGGAACGCUGAGGUGGAGUACUCCAUCGUGUCCACUACGAUAGGCAGUAACACCAUGCAUGUCGAAGACGCGGCGGUUUUCAGGAUCGACCCCAGAUCUGGUGUGGUGACAACGAGAACGGCGCUCGACCGCGAACAAACUGAGAUCUACACGGUCGUGCUGAGCGUCACGGAUCAGGCGACGCCGCCAUCCGCGCGACGAAGCGCGAACGCGACCCUGGUAGUGCGCGUGUUGGAUGACAAUGACAACUACCCGCAGUUCACCGAGCGCACGUACUCAGCGGCGGUGCCAGAGGACUUGGAUUACACAACGAAUCCGGUAGUGGCUCGCAUUCGGGCUGCGGACGCGGAUGCCGGCGCCAACGCGGCAGUCCGUUACGCCAUCAUCGGCGGUAAUACGCAGAACACCUUCUCUAUCGACUCGAUGAGCGGCGACGUUGCUCUGGUGAAGCCGCUCGAUUACGAGUCCACCAGGAGCUAUAAAAUCGUCAUACGUGCUCAAGACGGCGGCUCGCCGGCUCGCUCAAACACCACUCAAUUGCUUGUGAUGGUCAGGGACGUGAACGACAACGCACCCAGGUUCUACACUAGUCACUUCCAGGAGUCGGUGUCGGAGAAUGUGCCCUUGAGCUACUCGGUGCUGAGGGUGCAGGCUUACGACGCCGAUGAAGGUAACAACGCGCUCAUCAGAUACACCAUCGGUGCACGUGAUUUCACUGGAGCCUCCACGGAGAAUUUCCCGAUUACGGUGAACACAGAAACCGGCUGGAUCUACACGACGAAGCAGUUGGAUCGUGAACAAUGCUCAAGAUAUCAGUUCACCGUGAUUGCGGCGGACUCCGGCGAGGAGCCAAAGUCCGCGAGCGCCACGGUAAUCCUCACGGUGACUGACGUAAACGACAACGAUCCUUACUUCGAGCCAAAGAGCUACGAGGCCGUCGUAUCCGAAGACGAUCCACCGGGCACACCGGUCACCUCAGUAACAGCCACCGAUCCCGACGAGGAUGCCAGGAUCCACUACGAGAUCACAGGUGGCAAUACGCGCGGACGGUUCUCCAUCGCAUCGCAAAACGGCCGCGGUCUCAUCACGGUCGCUCAGCCGCUCGACUACAAGCAGGAGAAGCGUUUCGUGCUGACAGUGACAGCGUCCGACAGCGGAGGCCGCACCGACACCGCCCUGGUCUACGUUAAUGUGUCGGAUGCCAACAACUUCUCGCCAGUAUUCGAGAACGCACCCUACUCCGUCUCAGUCUUCGAGGACGCGCCGGUCGGCGUCACCGUGUUAGUGGUUAGCGCUACCGACUCCGACGUCGGCAAAAACGCCCAGAUCACCUACAGCUUGGCCACCGAUAGCGGCGAGCAGGCGAUUAGCGAGUUUACCAUCAAUCCGCAGACCGGUGCAAUCACCACAACUCGACCGCUCGAUCGUGAACUGGUACCUUCAUACUUGUUGACGGUGACAGCCAGGGACGGUGGCGUGCCGCCGUUGUCCGACACGACUGACGUGGAAAUCUCCGUCACAGAUGUGAACGACAACGCGCCGGUUUUCGAGGCACCACAAUAUCAAGGUUCGAUCCCUGAGGACGUCUUGGUGGGCACCAGCGUGUUGAGAGUCGCGGCAACCGACGCGGAUACUGACUUAAAUGGCCGAGUGAGAUACGCUCUGGAAGACGACGGUGACGGCGCGUUCGCGAUUGAUUCAACAACAGGCAUCGUCAGAACUGCGAAAUCAUUGGAUCGAGAAUCAGUAGCGCGUUAUUCCCUGAAGGCUGUCGCCAUAGACCGCGGUUCUCCCGCGCUUUCGUCUGUCGUUCCCGUCGUCAUCAAGAUCGAGGACAUCAACGACUCGCCGCCCGCCUUCGAGAACGACAAGAUCGUCCUCUACAUCGCCGAGAACUCGCCGAUCGGCUCGACCGUCGGCGAGAUCUACGCCCAUGACCCCGACGAAGGUCCCAACGCUGUGGUGCAAUACUCCAUCAUCGGCGGCGAGGACUCCAAUAGCUUCGCCUUGAACAUCAGGCAAGGCGCCGACCGGGCGGAGUUGAUUACCCUGGAGGAGCUUGAUUACGAGUCGCCGAAGAAGAGAUUCGAGCUGGUGGUGCGCGCGGCAUCGCCGCCGCUGCGGUCGGACGCUCUGGUACAGAUUCUGGUGACCGAUGUAAAUGACAACGCACCGGUGCUGAAAGAUUUCCAGAUCAUCUUCAACAACUUCAAAGACUUUUUCCCAACCGCGCCGAUCGGCCGGAUACCGGCGAUGGACGCCGACGUGACGGAUAACCUCGUAUACAGCAUCCUCGCCGGCAACAACGCGAAUCUGAUCGACCUCAACAAAACCUCCGGUGAGAUCCGACUGUCUCCACAAUUGAAUACGAACGUGCCACGAGUGGCGACUAUGGAAGUGUCUGUGACCGACGGUAUCAACGAAGCGAAGGCCACGAUGACGUUGUCAGUGCGACUAAUAACCGAUGAGAUGCUGUUGAACUCGAUUACCGUGAGAUUGGACGACAUGACAGUAGAGGCGUUCCUCAGCCCUCUUCUAGGAUACUUCCUAGACGGGCUGGAGGCGAUCAUUCCUUGCCCACGCGAGAAUAUCUUUCUCUUCAGUAUCCAGGAGGACGCGAAUGUGCAUGGCAAGAUCUUGAACGUGAGCUUCUCAGCGCGGAAAGUGGAACCAGGCACGGUCGACGAGUUCUACAGUCCGCAGUUUCUUCAGGAACGAGUCUACUUGAACCGCGGUAUCCUCGCGAGACUGGCUACAGUCACCGUCUUACCUUUCGACGACAAUCUGUGCGUACGAGAGCCCUGCUUGAACUUCGAAGAGUGUCUGACGGUGUUGAAGUUCGGCAACGCAUCCGGCUUUGCCAGUAGCGACACUGUACUCUUCCGACCCAUUUAUCCGGUUACCACAUUCGCCUGUAGAUGCGCCCGCGGUUUCACCGGUAGCCGCGAAGCCUAUCUCUGCGAUACUGAGGUAAACCUAUGUUACUCCAAUCCAUGCGCGAACGGUGGCACCUGUCGCAGGCGAGAAGGCGGAUAUUCGUGCACUUGCCUGCCAGAUUUUACCGGUGAGAACUGUGAGAUCUCGUUGGAUCGUGACGGCUGCUCUCCCGGCAUCUGCAAGGGUGGUUCGCAGUGCACUAUGAAGAACUCCGGUGGAUUCACUUGCGAGGGUUGUCCUGUGGCCGCAUUGGACAGCGUGACACUUCUUUGCGAAUUGAGAGCGCGCAGUUUCGGCCCGGCAACGUUUCUCACCUUCGCCUCUCUGAGACAACGUCAUCGUCUUCACAUCAGGUUGAAGUUCGCCACCGAAUUGGCUGAUGGGCUGUUACUCUACAAUGGCAGAUACAACGAACGCCAUGACUUCAUCGCCUUGGAAAUUGUAGACUCACAGGUGCAAUUCAGCUUCUCCCUCGGAGACGAAGUGACCCGAGCCACGGCGAGCACGCCUGGUGGAGUUUCAGACGGUCGAUGGCAUGAGGUGGAAGUUUCCUACAUCAAUAGAACAGUGACAGUCUCUUUGAAUGACUGCGAUGUGGCGCUCGCUUUGGAACACGGAGAGAAGUUGGGACCAAGAUGGGCCUGCGCAGGCAGGAACGAAAGAAUUCUAGAGGAGCGCUGCGGACUCGUUACCGAGACCUGUCACAGAUUUCUGGAUCUGACGGGACCGUUGCAAUUAGGUGGUCUGCCAUCGAUUCCGUCCAGUUUUCAAAUCAGAAACAAGGACUACGUCGGAUGCAUUAGCGAUCUCUAUAUUGAUCACGUGUUCGUUGAUCUGAAUUCUUUCGUGGCCGACAACGGAACCAACGCUGGCUGCCCCGAGAAGACCGCUUUCUGCGCUUCGUCACCUUGCAGGAACAACGGUAAGUGUCGUGAAGUCUGGUCCGGCUUCGUGUGCGAGUGCGAGGCCGACUUCGCCGGACCCACGUGUUCCGAGGAGGUCGGCAUACCAUGGAGUUUCCACGGCGACGGUAUGCUCAGCUUCAACCCACUACUACGACCCAUUCAACUACCUUGGCUGACCGCAAUCAGUUUACGAACACGAGCGCGACAGGCAUACGUCAUGAGCGUGCAAAUCGGCCAAAACAGCUCAGUUUUAUUGGAGAUUCGGGAGAGCAAACUGGUAGCCUCGCUGGACGGCACCGAUGUCAUUCGUACCGUGACUAUCAUCGCUGACGGCGAAUGGCAUCGAUUGGAGAUUGUCUGGCAAAGCGGUCACGUUUCCGUGGACACGGAUUACCGCGAUCGACCCAUCAUCUUGCCGCUACCAGCCAAAUUGCAAGGUCUUUACAUCGGCAAGAUUCUCGUCGGUGGCCCCGAUCAGGCAAUUAACACCGACCUGCCCUUCUUCGAAGGUUGCGUGCAGGAUAUACGUAUCGGUACCAAUCAGACCAUUCUCCAGAGACCGAUGAUUCAAGAGAACGUCGGUGACGGUUGUCCCUCGGAAUCCGAAUGUAAUUUGGAUUGUCCGGAGGCAUCUAAGUGCGUGACCAAGUGGCAAUCCAGUGAAUGUGUUUGCGCUGCUGGUCGUGUUGGACGCAAUUGUGAACGUGUCUGCGAUCUCGAACCCUGCAACGGCACUGGCACCUGCGUCGAAGACGUUACCGAUGCGAAACGUGGUUACCGCUGCGAUUGCAAUUCGCCGGAGUAUUCUGGCGACUACUGCGAGAUUAAGGCUGAUCAACCUUGUCCAGCUACUUGGUGGGGUUCACCUGUGUGUGGACCUUGUCACUGCGAUGAGUCCAAGGGCUACGAUCCGGCGUGCAACAAGACCACCGGAGAAUGUUACUGCAAAGAGAAUCACUACCAACCGUCUGGACUCAAGGAAUGUAUACCUUGUGAAUGCUAUACGACCGGCAGCUUCGGACCACGCUGCGACAGCGAGACCGGUCAAUGUCGUUGCCGCACUGGGGUAAUUGGCCGAUCCUGCACGGACUGUCCGAAUUCUUACGCCGAGGUGACUCUGAGGGGCUGCGAAGUAGUCUACGACGGCUGUCCCAGAUCAUACUCGGACGGUCUCUGGUGGCCGAGGACUCCCUUUGGGAUGACAGCCAUUGAAGAUUGUCCCGGCACUGCCGAGGGUAAAACUUCGAGAUCGUGCGACGACAAGCUGGGCGGUUGGCAACCACCUGACCUCUUUAACUGCACAUCCGAAGCGUUUGUCGAGCAACGACAUCAACUGGCGGCUUUAGAGAUCAAGGACCUUACGCUGAACACCUACGUAGCCGUGAAGAUGGCAAAGGACGUUCACAGAGCAGUGAAUAUCACCAAAGAGAUGUACGGUGCGGAUCUUCUGGUGGCAGAAUCCUUGUUAGUGGCACUGCUACGUUACGAAGAGAGUCUGGUGGGACUAAAUCUCACUCACAGUCAAGAUAAGGAUUACGUUUCUCAUCUGGUUGGCAUAGCUGGAGCAAUUCUAAGAUCUAAGUAUAAGGAAAAAUGGGAUAAGAUCGGAGAUCUUAACGGAGACAGUCCCGAUAAUGUGCUGGACGCUAUGGCGACAUAUCUGAAGACUCUAACAGCGUCUCAACACGACACGUUCACCAAUCCCUUCGAAGUAGUCGAUGCUAACGUUGUGUUAGGCCUGGACGUGGUUACAUCAGAAAGUCUCUUCGGUUACAUGACCACCGAAUACAAGGAGGAUCCCACGUUGUCAACGGCGAGGCCUUCGGAAGUUGACCGAAAAGUCAUUCUACCUGAUACCUCUGCUUUCCUCAGCUCUCCAACGCACUUUGGUCCAUCCGUCAGUUUCCCAAAGUACAACAAUUAUAUGGCUGACCCCAGUAGAUUCGAUCCGCAUUCGAAGAUCCAAGUGCCUCUCAAUACUUUGGGCAUUAAACCUCUUAUUCAGGGCGAGUUGAAUGUGAAGAACAGUCUUACCAAUCGGAAGGCUGUGUUAAGUUAUGUGCAAUAUAAAGAACUUGGAAAUCUCUUGCCGCAAAGAUUCGACGAUUCAGUGGCGGUUAGAUGGGGCGUGGAAGUGGCAGUCGGUUCACCCGUGAUGACCAUUUCAGUGUUAGUACCUUCGGAAAAUGGUUAUGAGUCCUUGACAGGAAUUCCUCUGCAGGCUCCGGUUCAAGUUCGACUUUGGCUGAACGAGAACGACGAUUUCAAGACUAGGACAAAUCCACAGUGCGUUCACUGGAGUACAGCGAGGGGAGUCGGCGAGUGGAGUCGAAUGGGCUGCACCACGGAAAUCGAAGAAAAUUCCUUAUCCUUCGGCACCAUCGUGAACUGCUCCUGCAUGCAAUUGUCCACCUUCGCCGUACUGACAGAUGUCCUCGACUUGGAGUACGUUCCAGAACCGUCCCUUCUGGAAGACGUAACUAGUUACAGUGCGUUCAUGCUCGCCUUGCCGUUGUUACUAUCCGCUCUAUUGAUCCUGGCGUUAAUUCGCGGCGGAGGAACCAACUCGAACAGCAUCCACAAGAACUUGGUCUUGUGCGUCCUCUUAGCGGAAACUUUGUACCUGAUCGCGCUCAAAGCGAGAAAUCCCCUCAUCUCCAAUGAGUUUCCUUGCAAGCUGACGGCGAUAGGACUGCAUUACUCGUGGCUGAGCACUUUCGCUUGGACUCUCGUCGACUCCGUUCACCUUUAUCGGAUGCUGACGGAAAUGAGAGACGUCAAUCAUGGUCAGAUGAGGUUUUACUACACCAUGGGAUACGGUCUGCCAGCUGUUAUCGUCGGACUCACCAUCGGUGUCAGGGCUGAUCAGUACGGAAAUUUCUACUUUUGUUGGCUGUCGAUCUACGAGACCGUGAUUUGGUCCUUAAUAGGACCGGUGUGCGCGGCCGUGUUGAUAAACUUCUGCAUUCUCAUCAUGUGUAUUCGCGCAGCGUUUACUCUGAAGGAACACGUCAUGGGCUUCGGUAAUCUGCGAACGCUCCUGUGGCUAUCCGUAGCGUCGUUACCCUUAUUGGGCUCAACGUGGACCUUGGCGGUUCUCAACGCAUCCGAGAACUCAUCGACGCUAUCGUACUUGCUGAGCGUUGCCAUCGUGGUCCAUGCGGCGUUUAGCCUGAUCGGCUACUGCUUCAUCAACGGCAGAGUGAGAAGAAACCUCUAUCAGAGCCUGUUAAGGUGUAUGGGCAAAAAGACGCCUCUGCUGGAAGGAAGUAUGGGCAAUGGAAGUAGCAGUCAAAACGUAAAUGGCCACUCGCGUUCCGCUUUGGCUUAUUCGUCAACCUACAGCGGAGCUGAAUCCGUGUGCAGAAGAGUCCACGUCGGCGUCUCCACGAGUAGCACGACCUCGAGAAGUACAAAUAAAACGGGCUCGAGCCCGUACCGUAGUGAUACGCACUUAAGGCAUACAUCGACGUCCACUAGCAAUUACAAUAGCGAUCGAGAUCCAUAUCUGUCGUCGAGGAGUCAUAGAUCAGCGCUACAAUCUCGACAAGAAUCUACGGAGCCGAGAGGUCAGCGCCGAGAAUCGGAGUCAGACUCCGACGGUUCACAAGCCGAAGGAGGUGGCAGAAGCUUGGACCUUGCCAGCUCGCACAGCUCGGACGAGGACGAUGUGACGUCAAGGUCGCACAGGAACAUGGGCGUCUCUACUCAACAGCACGUCGCCCACAGCUACUUGCCCAACAUCCACACCAAUCCUGCCGAACACUUGAACAUCCUUUGCUCAAACACCGAGUUAUUCCCUAAUAUUAAGCCCAUUUACGCUCCUCGAUGGAGCUCCCAACUUCCGGAAGCGUACUUGUCGUCAAACGUGAUGGACGUGCGAGGCAGUCAAUGGUCCGGUGGCACCAUGUCGGACAACGAGAUGGCUUCGAACAAGACGUCCAGUCCGAAUCCACUGCCAUAUCCGGACAUGAGUUCGCCACAGAAGAGCCAGCCGGAUGAAAAUUACUCAGAGGGUGAAGAGAAAGUACACCACUUGGGAGAAAAGUACCUGUUUCCAUACACUGCCGAGGAGGACCACACAGUGUCACCCACCCCUUAUAUGUUGUCCAUGUCCUCACGUAUCCUGGCAUCAAGCAUGAGCCACCACUCACAAAACUCGAAUCACGAGAAUUUAAGCGGUUCCGAGCGCUAUGGCAGCUUGAAGAGAGGCCAAAGUUUACAUAGUUCUCAGCACGACAACCUCAGCGGAUCCGAGAGGUAUGGCAGUUUGAAACGUGGCGGCAAGAUAACGCCUACAGUGUUGGAGGACACGCCAGAGUACAUCCUGCCGAUGAGCGGCAGGAUACUGACUAGCUCGUUGACCCACGACUUGCAGCACAGCAACGAGUUAGCGGCGUUGAGGCAGCAACAGCAGCAGCAGCAGUAUGAGCAGACUAUCACCGAGACUGAGUGGUGUUGGAACAUUCUAACAUAACUGUAUCUUUUCUGUGAUCCGUGCUUGCACUGACGACUAAAACCAUCAGCGAGGAGGUAAGCAUGGUGACUCUGCGAAAAUCGCUCUUAAUCUAACUUAAAUCGCGACAACUGUCUCUAUUCGCCGAUUCUGUCUAUCUAUUAGCUUACAGAUCAGAUUUGAAUAAUCGUAAUCAUCACUGUUUCAGGAAGGAUACUAAUGCGGAAACGUCCGUCUGACGAGCUCCGUGCCACAAACGAGAACAACGUACAAAGUAAUUUAGCUUACACCUAGCUUAAGUGUCCACGCGCAAUAAAGACUCGAACGAUCAUCGAUAUAUAUAUAUAUAUAUAUAUAUAUAUAUAUAUAUAUAUAUAUAUAUAUAUAUAUAUAUAUA